Messenger RNA from Plectropomus leopardus (leopard coralgrouper), 2159 nucleotides. It is a transcript of the gene gprin3b, whose product is annotated as GPRIN family member 3b. NCBI's taxonomy places the organism in Eukaryota, Metazoa, Chordata, Actinopteri, Perciformes, Serranidae. Gene Ontology annotation, cellular component: plasma membrane. Gene Ontology annotation, biological process: neuron projection development. The record is from RefSeq and is a predicted model, not a curated record.
CAAUAUUUAAGGACUGAAACAGUGAAGCCAGCAUGGGAACUAACCCAAAAAGGACAGUGACAGUCCAGAUGGUGCCUCAGCUGGCUGUGGUGGACACACUGGGCAAUAAGGAGACGAAUGCCAACUGGGCCAAAGAGCCCAACCUCAAACUCUCUCAGGUUUGUCCAAAACCCACCCUCACAUCUCCUGACCACAAACAAGAUAACUCAUCUUUGACUGCUUCUCCCGCUAACAUCAUCCCACAUACCCAAAAAACUGCUUCCAAGGGAGGUGCACCAGUUAGCAGCACUGUGUCAGACAAACCAGCUAAUGGAAACCAGGAAAAGUCAGAGCGUGUCACAGGUGGAGACCAACAGAUGCAAGACCUGUCUCUAAAUGACCAAAGUGUGGGUGAGGCAGGAGGUGACCAAAGGGAUUCUAACGCUAAUAUGAAAAUGUUUAGACUGGCCGAUGAGAAGGACAUCGGUAAGGCCGGGGUGUCGCCUGCUCUUUCAGCAUCAAAGGUCGACAUGCAGACGAAUGACUGCAGAAUAAAAGGACCAAGUGCAGCAGAGGAGAAGUGUGCGAUGCUGACAUCCUCAGCCAAAGCACAAGAGGACAGUAAUAUACAUGUUUCUCCAAAUAAUAAAAAUAUAAAUAAUGCCUGUGAAUUAAGGCAUACAGCAUCUGAACCACAACACGAUAAUAAAGGGAGUAUUUUAGCUCCCAAAAACAAGGGCGCAGCUGUAUCACAGAAAUCUCAAGAGCCUGAUCACAUACAUAGCUGCUCUGUCAGUCUGCAAGAGACUCCCAAACCUAAACAAAACACAGAAACUACCACGGCGCCGCUUAGCUCCAUUAUAGCUCCCUCAAAGAGCAAAGAUGCAGAGUUUACAAAUGAGAAUUCAAGUUCAAAACAUCUCGAAAAGGAUUUGCCACCAGUAAAGAAACCACAAGUCUCCUCAGAUAAACAUCAGCCAGCGUCAUCACAAACGGACUCCACCAUUCUGCCCCAGGCUACACAAACCACGCCGGCAGAUGGGCAGGUGUUUGAGGAAGCCAGCCAGACUGACACAGCUGUCUUUGAAGGGCAGCAGCACAGCAAGCUGUACAGGGAGGCUUCAACGAUGACAUUAACCCCUUCGUCCACCCCAGUCAAACAGCGUCACGAUAUGGAGGUUCAGGCGGUGGCGAACACGUGCAGUAAGGCCGUGGCUACAAGCCCGAGCCUGCUGCCUUUCACUGUGACUCGCAGGCCAAGCGGGGGUGCGGUCCCUAGAGAGGUGGCACAGAGCCUGGCCGUAGUUUACCAGGUCGACGGGGGUGUGGGAAUACGUCAAAUGAACAUGAGUUCUCUUGGUACCGAUCUGAGGUCAGAGAGACUCACUGUUGAAGCGGAAAUGUGUCCAAACCAAACUGCUGGCGUUUUCCACUUGGAAACUUCCACCCAGCAGCAAGACAUAAGGCUUGGAGCUAAACCUAAAGACCCCGGGCCAGCUCUCUGCAACACCCAGCCAGUUUAUCAAAUCAAUAUUGAACACAAGGACCAAGGAGACACAGGUAACUCCCAAAAUAAAACAGGGAUCCAGAAAUCUGCAGCAAAAACAGCCACUACUGAAGCAACCUCUCUCACAUCAGGAACGCCCCCAGAGACAGCUGGUGCUACAAAGUCCAGAUCUGCUGACAGUAACAAUGCUGCAUCGUCUCAGGCUGCCCCGCCAACAACAACAACAACAACAAAUGCCACGUCAGAUCUAACUAAAAACAAAGCUGAAAGUCCCAAACAAAAGGCUAAAGCUGGAAGUAAAGCCCCGAAAAAGGAGACAAAGUCUGGCAAACAGAAGCUAGAACCGGAGAGAAAGGAAGACGAGGAUGAGGAGCAGAAAGGAAAGAGCAUCCAUGAUGUCGUCUGGGAUGAACAGGGGAUGACUUGGGAGGUCUACGGGGCUUCUGUCGACCCAGAAUCCCUUGGUUUUGCCAUCCAGAGCCACCUGCAGUGCAAAAUCAAGGAGCAAGAGAGGAAACUGAUGGUCCAGACCUCCUUCCGCAAGUCAGUUGACUCGCCGGGACACGGCAGGAAGAACAAAAGGAGGCAGCAGAACAUUUUCAGGUCAAUGCUGCAAAAUGUCAGACGGCCCAACUGCUGCGUGCGUCCCCCUCCCUCCUCCGUCCUCGAGUAG